Exophiala dermatitidis NIH/UT8656 is the source of this 804-nucleotide messenger RNA. RefSeq lists its product as uncharacterized. The transcript has 2 exons. Gene Ontology annotation, cellular component: mitochondrion. Bases 1 to 804 code for a protein of 267 amino acids. Gene Ontology annotation, biological process: mitochondrial fission. The record is from RefSeq and is a predicted model, not a curated record. NCBI's taxonomy places the organism in Eukaryota, Fungi, Ascomycota, Eurotiomycetes, Chaetothyriales, Herpotrichiellaceae.
AUGGCCGGCGACAGAAACAAUAAUCUCCCGAACAGUGCCUUUCCAAGAGAAAAAUUACCCAAAGAUCUCCAGAAGCUUGUCGACAAGCAAGACGACUAUUGGGAAGAUAUAUAUGACGGAACGGGCCCCGAUACCACCGAAACAAGUGUGCGAUAUGCUGCCUACGCAAACCGUCUGCGGACGGUGAUGCUGAGCGCCCAUCGCUAUGUCGCAUACACCUCCGACAUUGGCGAAUCCUUCCGUCCUGUCGCUCAUCCCUGGCUGGUCCGAGGCGCAUACGCGGUGUCAUGGGCAUAUAUCCUCGGCGAUGUGAGCCACGAAGGAUGGAAGGCGUACAAGAGAAACCAGCGUCUGCUAUCCCCACAAUCCGAAGAAUACCACGACGCAACCCAGAAAGACGUCAAAGAGACGGGCCAAUCUUUAGUAUAUAAAAAUCCUGUUCAGAUUCCUGCCAUCGAGGACUAUCGGAGUGUCAUGGUCCAACGAGCAGUCUUUCAGAGCAUCGCCUCCAUGGGACUGCCGGCUUUCACCAUUCACAGCAUAGUGAAGUACUCUGGAAAGGCAUUGAGGAACGCGAAGAACACGACUAUCAGAACGUGGGCUCCGAUUGGGCUCGGUUUGUCGGCCGUGCCGGCGCUUCCCUAUCUAUUCGAUAAGCCUGUCGAAGAAGCUGUAGAAUGGGUCUUCUAUCAGGCAUUCCGGGCCAUUGGUGGUGAAAAGGCUGUGGGCGAUAGACAUUCAACCGGGCGAGAAAAGCAACUACAGAUCGAGGCGAAAGCGGCCAAGGCUAAGAAAGAGCUUUAA